UACAACCAUGUUCCUUUGCUGAGCAACUGAAACUCCUACACUACAACAAUAUAAAAGUGAUCAAACGACAAUUAUAUGUACCAGAAGCAAAUGAGGAAGAAAAAUAACUCAUUUUCUUUCAAAGUCAAAGGUUGAUGAUAGGGAAAGAUUUUUUACAUUAUUUACAAUAGAAAACAGCAGAACAAUUCAAGUAAGGCUGCACCUAUUACUGGCAUUUGGGACUUGAGAACACUGACGGAUUGUCCAAGUUACAGGAGCAAUAUUUCUAUACAAUAUGAACCUAGAAACGGAUACAUUUUGCCAAGAAUACCUAGCACAUAAAGGUACAGUAGUAAAACCAUAUUACUGGCUAACAGUGAGCCAAAGCUGUGUCAAGUGCCCUUAUCACAUACAAACAGGUGAAGAAGCAAGAGUUCCUUAUGUAGAAUUCCAUAAGGCCUUUGGAUUCCCAUACAGAUCAAUGCCUUCCCAUAAUAAACACCUUCUAUUUUAUGAAUUGCGGGAUUCAUCAGGGAAAUUAACUCAAAAAGGUCAUGCUACAAAUUGCACAGAGUACAACAUUCAUCCAGAAUCAAUGUUAUUUGAAAUAGGCGGUUAUCUAGAUUCAGUUGUGCACAAUUAUGAGAAUGCUGGAUGCAUAAUUAUUUAUUCAAACUACUCACCUUGUAACGAGGCAGAGCAUGGCUGCAUAAGCAAAAUGUACAACUUCCUGAUGAAGUAUCAAGACAUUACACUCUGCAUUUAUUUUGCACAGCUGUACCACACAGAGGAGGAUUUCCCAGUAUCCACAUGGAACUGUGAAGCUUUGCAAAGCCUGGCUAGCAUGUGGCCUCAGGUGACAUUGAGCCCACUGUGUGGUGGACUUUGGCAUUCCCUCCUAAACAGUUUUGUGACUAAUAUACCACACCCAAGACUCCACCAUCCAAUUUUGCCUGCAAGAGUAUGGGCUGAUAGACAAAAUGCACAACAAAUUAGCAGCAUUACAGGAAUGAAAUUCCCUUUUAUGAAGACCCUGCCUCAGCCAGGCUAUGGAAAACCAACUGUUCUGCCAUCUCUGCAAAAGUACUUUUUGCCCAGUUCACACUCUCAGGAUCUAGCACCAAUGAUGAAUGGUAGAUUGCCCCCUCUGAGGAUACUGCCCCCCCUUUCAACACCUUCCGUUGAUGUUUUUCCCAGUUUUAGAAAGCAGCCACUAUACCCCCAACCUAAAAAUAUUGUCAGACACUUAAAAAUGCCAGAUAAGUCAUUAAGCAAAGCUAAACAUUUGCAAGUAAUUCAAAACGGAAGAUCUGUUUACAUGGAAUGAAUUACUGAACGAAUUUAAAGUAUCAAGUCUAAAGAGCAUGAACCGCACAGAAACAGGAUCCAAUCAAACUCAUUCAAAAAUUGAAUGCAGGGCUGACAAUUCACUCUGCAUGUACGCAGCUCAAAUGGCUCUACAUGUUUUUCAUAUGUACUGUGGCUAUUAUGCCAGCAUAGGAAAGACCAACUUCAAGCAGCUGGAUGAAGAGACAAGGCAAUCCUGCUGGUCAGUGUGACUACUGGACAGUGUCAUCCUCCAUUUUCUGUUAGAGUAUUAAGACAGCUUUUCAUCUUAAGGAUCUUUCCUUUGUAAUAAUUAUUUUGUACUGAUUUGUUGUCAUUCUUCUAUGCAGUUUUGGCUGUAAACUUGUACCUGCCAACAGAAAGCUAAGACAUAAAUGUAAUAAAAUAAAUCCAGUCAUCAAACAUGCUGCAUGUAAAAGACUAAUUAUCAAUUCUUCUAUCAUCUCCAGAAAAUACCUUCAGUCAGCCGAGACAUCAUCAGAGUUAUUUGGAAAUUCAAUUUCUUGUUGCUACGCCUUGCUUUUUUACUUUUUUGUGGAUAUCACAUGUAGCUAGCUAUUCAAACUUCCCUGUGAAAUUAUUAAAAAGUACUUGUAGGCAUAAUGGUUCGGAGUGGGUGGAUACCUAUUCCUGGGAUAAACUUGCAUCUGAUGAAGU
Molecule: messenger RNA, 1983 nt
Organism: Zootoca vivipara (common lizard)
Lineage: Eukaryota; Metazoa; Chordata; Lepidosauria; Squamata; Lacertidae
Gene: APOBEC4
Product: apolipoprotein B mRNA editing enzyme catalytic polypeptide like 4
Source: RefSeq, a predicted model, not a curated record